AUGGCAGAGAUAGAAAAGACACAAACGGUGGACAAAAAGAAGAAGCGACCGUGGAGGCAAGCAGCCAGAAGGAAAGCCAAAAGGGAGAAGAAGAUAGCUGAUGGAGUCAUUGCACCAGGUAUGAUAACUUUCAUUUUCUUGGUUUUAGUAAAAUCACGAUCAUAAAGUAGAUGAAAAACGGAGUCCAACCGAACAUGGUCAUUAUAUGCUUUAUUGACCACCAGUUACAGUUAAAUCGAUAUAAAAUAGCACAAACAUUAAAAAUUGUUGUCAACUUGAACCUUAUAUUAUAGAUGCCCCAAUAGUCUCAACUCCACGACCAGAAGGCGAAAGGAAACGCAAAAAGAAGAAGAAAAAGACUCAAGAGGAUGGAGAAACUUCAGGAGAGCCUCAAACAAUAGAACCAACGGAAGAAGAGCCUGUAGAAAAGAAACCGAAGAAGAAACCAUCGUUGAAUGGAUCUGGAGAUCUACAAGGGAAGUUGGCGGCUUCACAAUUUAGAUUCUUGAACGAGCAGUUGUAUACAACUACCUCUAAAGAUGCCGUAGGGUUGUUCAAGAAAGACAAGAAGGCCUUUGAUGCUUAUCAUAAAGGAUACGCUGCUCAGGUCAAGAAGUGGCCCAUGAACCCAUUGGACAAUAUUAUCAUGGAUUUGCAGGCAAGUUGAUAUUUGGUUUUAUAUGUUUAGGAAGCGUUAGCAUACUAUAGUAUACUACCUGAUUAUAAUAUGCAAAAAAGUUAUUAGUAUACUAGGGUUUGGGCAAGGCAAGUGCUAUAUAAAAGUCGAUGUAUUUAUAACUAAAGUAAUGUUUCAGGAACUAACGAAAGGCACAAAAGUGGCAGACAUGGGCUGUGGAGAAGCUUUGAUAGCUCAAAAACUUGGCAAAACAUUAGAUGUACGAUCGUUUGAUCUAGUAGCAGCUAAUGAACAUGUAACCGAAUGUGAUAUCACAAAAACACCUUUGAAAGAUGGAGAAGUUGAUGUUGUAGUAUACUGUCUUAGUUUAAUGGGCACAAACCUGGGCGAUUUCAUUAGAGAAGCUAACAGAGUACUGAAGGACGGGUGAGUACCUUAUUUUUGGAUCUAAAGCUAAAAUAUUUUGUGGAUGCUAUCAUAAUUUAAACCAACAUAGGGCUGCGUUUUUAUAAAAGAAAUUUUAAAUUAUAGAUGGUAAUUUCAGAGGUAAACUGAAGAUAGCAGAAGUGUUAAGUAGGUUCAGACACGUCAAAAAUUUUAUCAAAGCUGUUGAACAAAUGGGAUUUCAACUCAAGAAAAAAGUAAGUUUACAGUUUAUUUUGGGGAAGUCUUGACUCGGAAAAUGAAAGAUUUGGCUCACAAUUUGUUUUAGUACUAUAUAGUUCUUUUCAGUUAUAAACGUGAACUUUUAAUAUUUUACCGAGCAUUUUUAUCGCAUUUUUGUGAUUUCAGAGAGAUUUGAAAGACUUUUUUGUUCUGAUGACCUUUAUCAAAAAUGGAAAAGUGAAACAGAAGCGGCCGACUGGCCUUAUCCUCGAGCCUUGUUUAUACAAAAAACGAUAA
Molecule: messenger RNA, 1540 nt
Organism: Bursaphelenchus okinawaensis
Lineage: Eukaryota; Metazoa; Nematoda; Chromadorea; Rhabditida; Aphelenchoididae
Source: the annotation of a GenBank genome assembly